Molecule: messenger RNA, 1174 nt
Organism: Mytilus trossulus (common blue mussel)
Lineage: Eukaryota; Metazoa; Mollusca; Bivalvia; Mytilida; Mytilidae
Exons: 5
Coding region: 10-1164 (384 amino acids)
Source: RefSeq, a predicted model, not a curated record
CAGAAAAACAUGGACAACUCUAGAAAGCAAGGUGCAAAGCGUAGACGUAGUACUCCAAGUUACAAUGGAGCAUCAAACAAUGGAUCUCCAUCAAGAUCGUUUUCCUCAUCUUCUUCUUUGGAAGACACAUCUUUGACAAGUAUAAAAUCAGAACAUUCAGACGGAAGAUCAAUCAGUUUCAAUUGGACAAAUACAGACUUUGAAGAAGAUUGUGGAAUUUACUACGAUAUAAACAGUUCCCCAAUAAGCAACUUAUUUACUUUACUAUCAAAUAUGGCAGAAAAAAGGACAAUAAUUCCUAGAAUUUGCUUGAAUGAUUUGCCAGAGAUAGUAAAAACCUUGGUACUUUUGACAAAAGAAAAAUUGGACUUCUCGUUAAAUGAUUGUGAUGGUUACACUUACAAAAGUCACAUAGAGCGUGCAGAGGCUAUUGAUGAAGCUAAGAGAGCUUGUCAACAUUUUUUGUCUUGUUUUAAUGAUAUUGAAGAAUUGAUAAGCUCAUUGCCAGAUAUUGAUAAAAGAUGUAUUUACCAGUACUAUAACAGUGCACUUGAGUUUUUACAGUUUAGUCUACCUAUGUUUCUGUCAAAGAAGUAUGAUGAUGUAGGAAAAGAAGAUUUUCAGUGGCUAUUUACCAAAUUUUCAGAAAUAUUCCUUUUGAAACCUCAACCAGGAGAUCUUUGCAAAAGAAAAAUGAAGAUAAAGAGAGAAUAUGAGAUUGAAUGUGAGGCAGACAUUAGAUUUACAUGCCAUCAUUCACCUGUAUGUUAUAGUCCAUCUACAUGUUGUGUUGUUAUGGUAACAGAAAUUGCAAAAGUUAACACAAAAUCAAGUGGAAAGGGAGAAAUAGAUAUUCAUUCACUGUCUGAUAAAGUUUUAGGCCAGAUGGUAGUAGAUUUAUUAUUUGAAAGUGAAUUCUCCAUCUUUUAUCCUGGUGUAAUUGGAAUGUUGUGUAUAGGAACAAAGUUAAUUUUCCUGUACUGUGAAAUUCCUGGCACCAAAUUGCUGGCCAUGAAGAAAAAUGGAAAACUUGAAGAAACUGAGAAAGCUAACAUUCAGUUCACAAGAGCAUUUGAUUACCUGGUAGCAGACGACAGGAAUGACAUCCUGGACUAUUUAUUCUGGCUUGGAUACAUACAGUCAUCAGGAUAUUUUAAUCAGUGACUAAUGUCGG